Messenger RNA from Aspergillus ochraceoroseus IBT 24754, 2595 nucleotides. RefSeq lists its product as uncharacterized. Lineage: Eukaryota; Fungi; Ascomycota; Eurotiomycetes; Eurotiales; Aspergillaceae. The record is from RefSeq and is a predicted model, not a curated record. The transcript is spliced from 10 exons. The coding region runs from base 1 to 2595 and encodes 864 amino acids.
AUGUUAACGAGGGAAUUCAUUGACGAUAGCUUGUAUAAUCCGCAUUAUGGGUAUUUUUCGAAACACGCGACCAUCUUCAGCCCCGGAGAACCGUUUAAUUUUAACACGAUCGAAGAUGGACCUGCCUUUCACCGGAUGUUAGGAGAACGCUACACCGAGUUUGAAGACCUUCUGGAUAGCGUGAAACCGGACAUAGCUCGCCAGUUGUGGCACACCCCUACCGAAUUAUUUCGACCCUACUACGGGGAAACCAUCGCGCGAUACCUCGUGUCAAAUUAUAAGCUGACCCUGUACCCCUACCACGACCUGAUCAUAUACGAAAUGGGUGCUGGAAAUGGAACUCUGAUGAUAAACAUUCUUGAUUUCAUCCGCGACACGGACUACGAGGUCUAUCAGAGAACAAAGUUUCGCAUCAUUGAGAUUUCCCCGGCUCUCGCCGGACUCCAGAUGAAGAACUUGACCGAAUCCCUCCACGCUGCAGGCCAUCUAGACCAUGUCGAAAUUAUCAACAAGUCCAUUUUCGAGUGGGAUACAUACGUACACUCGCCAUGCUUUUUCCUCGCACUCGAGGUUUUCGAUAACUUUUCGCAUGAUGCGAUUCGUUACGACUCCAAAACAGAAUUGCCCCAACAAGGCGGGGUGCUGAUUGACGCAGACGGCGAGUUCCACGAAUACUACAAUGCGCAACUUGACCCUGUGGCUGCUCGAUUCCUGCGCGUUCGGCAAGCCGCAGCCCGACGUGAAUUCCCCAGUCCACUGGGUCCGCGGCUCACCCGCCAGGUCCGCGGAGCUCUACCUUUCCAGAAACCCUUCACCCUGCCCGAGUACAUCCCGACUCGGUUAAUGCAGUUUUUCGACAUCCUCGACAGUUACUUCCCCGGCCACAGGCUUGUAGCUAGUGACUUCAGCAGCCUACCGGAUGCGGUCCCAGGUGUGAACGCGCCUGUGGUGCAAACCCGAUACAAAAGACGAACAGUUCCUGUCUCGACUCCAUUUGUCCAUCAAGGCUACUUCGACAUCUUCUUCCCCACCGAUUUCAACGUCAUCGAAGACCUCUACCGUGCCGUGACCGGGAAGCUGACACAAGUGAUGAGCCAUGAAGAUUUCAUGGGACGCAAAAUGACAGUCCCGCACUGGAAACCCAUCGUCCUUCAAAAACGCGAAGCCCAGUUGCAAUCCAUUCCUGCAGCCUGGCACCUCCCCAAAUCCACCAUCACUUCCCCAGACACCAGCACCCUCGACACCAUCCGCAGCUGCGGCAUCCUCUCCACCCAGGAACUCCAAUGGACAGAGAUGAAAGAUGUCCCGGAGCUUAUGCGCCUGCUCACUUCGCGCGCGGUCAGCUCUGUACAGAUGACAACGGCGUUCUGUAAGCGGGCAGCAGUCGCGCAGCAACUAACGGGAUGUCUGACGGAGAUAUUCUUUGAUCGGGCAUUGGAGAGGGCGAAGAAGCUAGAUGAGGAGCUUGAGAGGACGGGGAAGGCGACGGGGCCGUUGCAUGGGUUGCCAGUUUCUGUUAAAGAUCGGUUUAAUGUAGAGGGGUUUGAUACGACUGUUGGGUGGGUUGGGCUGGUAGGAAAGCCAGCAGGCAGUUCUAGCUCUGUUGUGCGGCUGUUGGAGUCGAUGGGAGCAGUUCUAUAUGUCAAGACUAAUAUCCCGCAGUCCUUGAUGAUGUCCGACUCCUACAACCAUGUCUUCGGCCAGUCAGUCAAUGCGUUCAAUCGUCAGUUGAUCUCCGGUGGUAGCUCAGGAGGUGAAGGUGCUCUAGUCGGUGCAGGUGGUCCAAUGGCUCGAAGCCUCUCGACAGUAGAAUACUUCAUGCAGGGCCUUCUCGAAUCCGAUCCUUGGAAUGUGGAUCCGGGAUGUAUUCCUCUCCCAUGGCGGAAGGAAUUAGCUGCAAUGCCAACACGGAAGCUCAAACUUGGUAUUAUCUACGAUGAUGGGGUUGUCAGACCUCAGCCUCCGGUUACGAGGGCUAUGCGGGAUGUAGCACAAAAGCUGAAGGAUGUCGGUCACGAAGUAAUCGAGUGGGACACUUCCCUCCACGUCAAAGGCACAAAUAUGUGGACCAAGGCUGUUCUUGCAGAUGGUGGUCAUCAUUGUCGCCAGCUAUGUGAGAUUGUGGACGAGCCCUUAAUCGAGGGCAUGGUUGUCGGCACCCCAGCAGACGAGCUCUCAAUAUCCGAGCGCGAGAAGCUUGAAGAAGAAAAAUGGGAGUUUCAAGAAGCCUUCCUAAAGCAGUGGGUCGAGAGCGGCGUUGACGCACUUCUGAUGCCGGUGACCCCAUGGGUAGGAUAUAAACCCAAAACCUGGGUUGUCAGCAAGCAAUGGCUAGGGUACACGGCCAUGUGGAACCUGCUGAAUUACGCGGCAGUCACUAUUCCAGUAGCAUAUGCAGAUACGGAACUGGACAAGCCUGAUUCCAGGUGGGCGGACUAUGUGCCUAGGAACGAAUCGGAUGCAUUCAACCAUGCGCAGUAUGAUAUUGAACUGGUCAAAGAUAUGCCAGUCACCGUCCAAAUUGUCGGAGGUCGUUUUGGAGAGGAAAAGGCCGUUGCUGUUGGCAAAGUAGUGGACGGACUAUUUUCUGCUUGA